AUGGGUCUGACCGCCGUUCCACCCGUCGAAGCCUUUGCCAAUGGCACGCCUAUGGAGGAAGUAUUUGAAGCCUUGUACCGAGACGGCGCUGUACGCAUCAAAGGCCUCCUCUCACAAGCUGCCAUCGAUGAGAUCAACGCCGAGAUCAAACCAUAUUUCGACGCCGACUUCAAUUCUGGCCUAGAUGUGUUUGCCAAAGAAACGAAAACCGUUUGCGGUCUCGCAGGCAAAUCGCCCGCCGCAGUGCGAGCCAUUCUUCAGCAUCCCAUGGUCAAAGCUGCCGUUGACGACGUACUCACCAUCAAGACUGAUUCCUGGUGGGGAGACUCGAGAAACUCCUGCACCAGCCCACCGCUCCUUUCGAGCUUCUUCACCGUGCGUGUCGGACCCGGCAGCGCGCGGCAAGGCCUUCACCGCGACGACCAGGACCACCACGCUACCCACACACACGGCGAUCCGCGCGAAACCACGAAGCUCGGCUGCAUUGUGGCCACUUCUAAAACCACGCGGGCGAACGGGGCCACUGAGAUCGUACCAGGGUCGCAUGUCUGGGAUGACGAGCGCAAGCCCACGCCAGAAGAAUGCACUUACGGAGAAAUGGAUCCCGGUGACUGCUUAUUUGUGAUGGGAAACUGUUACCAUGCGGCUGGUGGCAACACCACAGUGGACGAGCGUCGGAGUGUGAUCGUCGCCUUGUUCUGUAAAGGCGUGUACCGGGCUGAGGAGAACCAAUUCCUCGCCGUGUCGAAGGAACAGGUUGCCAAGUACGAUUACGACGUGCAGGAUCUUCUUGGAUGGAAGGCCAGCGCACCAUUCUGCGGCUGGACUGACUUCCGCAACCCGUAUGACCUGAUCAGGAAGGACAAUCUUGCGCAGCGGGAUCUUUUCUAG
Molecule: messenger RNA, 891 nt
Organism: Cladophialophora yegresii CBS 114405
Lineage: Eukaryota; Fungi; Ascomycota; Eurotiomycetes; Chaetothyriales; Herpotrichiellaceae
Exons: 1
Coding region: 1-891 (296 amino acids)
Source: RefSeq, a predicted model, not a curated record